Seminavis robusta is the source of this 1911-nucleotide messenger RNA. The record is from the annotation of a GenBank genome assembly. NCBI's taxonomy places the organism in Eukaryota, Bacillariophyta, Bacillariophyceae, Naviculales, Naviculaceae.
AUGGAUGUGGACAAGGAGGACAUGCUCGUAUCUGAGAAAACUUCGCCUGAUUCUGCCACAAAAGUCAACACAGAGGAACGCCUGCACAUGCCAAUGGAAGUUGACGAUGGGUCAACUACGAGUGUUGACGACAAUGAUGAAACUCUGGGAAAAGAAACUUCUGGGAAGCAACCACCCUUGGCUCGGGAGCAAACAACAACUUCAGCGGAGGUUGACGGCAGUGAUGAGGAUGAGACGCCUGGGACGGCUACCCCAAAAGUCACUAAAGAGAGACCAGCCUCAGUCGGCUUUUCCAUGGAUGUUGACGAUGGCGAAGACAAAGAGGACAAAGCUCUGUCCUUCCGAGGAGAGACUGUGGAUGCCUCCGGACGAGCCCCUCGGUCCUCUGUAUUGGAUGAUUUUAUCACUGGGAAGGGUGGUUCAGGGAGUUUGGCCGGCGGAAGCAAAGCUUCCGAAGCGGCUACUAGUACUAUCUGGGACCCCCCCCCCAGCAAAGUCUCCGAACCUGGCAGGGUGCCUGGGAGUUUGGCCACAAGCGGUGCAUUAGGGGAAGAGGCCUCUUCUGAAGACGAGGCCGAGGCUUCCAAAAAGCCACCCUCGAUAUCUCUACCUUCUGCUGAAGCCUCCAAAUUUGCUUCUGGUACUGCCACUCUCACCAUUCCUGAAGGUGCCACGGUUCGAAAGCAGCAGAAGAACAGCAAAGCCUCUGAUGCUGCUACUGCCACCGAAGCAUCAACAACAGGCGAUGAUGAAGAAGAGGAAGCAAAGGCCUCCGAAGAUGAGGCGGGAAAGCCUGAGGCAGCGACAGCCAAGCCAAACUCACGACCUGAAAAGAGCAAGCCAAGGAAGAAGCACAAAAAGGGCAAUGACCAGAAGAAGAGAGAUAGAUCAAGGGAGGAAAUCACACACGAUGAAGAUCGACAACGGAGAAUUGGGCUACAAAACGAAAAGGAACGUCUCAAGGAGGAGCUUGGGAAGGUCUCUCUGGAUCAAGAUCGCCGUAAGGAAAUCAUCACAAGAAUUGCACAGAUUGAUCGAUUUCUGGAUGAAAACGAGCAGAAUCUCUGGACCGAUCCCAAUCGGAAAGGUCAAAAUUCUGUCACGGGGAUUCCAUGGCCUGAGCCUCUUCAGGAUUACCGAGAGCAUGGUGAGAGAAGUAACACUUGCAUUGAUUUGCAUCAUGCAGUCCAUCUAAAAAGUGGGAGGGCCUGGCGUUUCAAUGGUGACAACUGCCUCCUUGAAGCAGGUUGCAACGCAAUUGGUGUGCGUUUUGCCUUGACAGUCAGUGACAUGCACAAGGCAUUUGAAAAUGAUAAAAGGCGCGAGCCAAAGACUGGAGAGUGGAAGCAGCAUGAACAUUUGUUUGCGGUUGCUGUUCAACUGAAUAAGGAACUCAACAAUAUGUACAAAGUGAUCACCAGAUCCAAGAAAAGGAAGGAUAAGGAUCGUUUUCCUAUGUUGAGAUCUUUCUACCAGCUUUUCAAUGAGAAGCAAGGCUGUUUUUUGGUGGUGGUGCAGAUGAAGGUAAACUCUGACAGUGGAUUCAACAAUGUUGGACAUUGUUUCAUGUUUAAUGCCGGGGCAGGCUACAUUGCGGAUGGCAACGAAGGAGUCAUGCCCGUCAAACCUUUCAACGAGGAGCACAAGGAGAAGUUUGAUUGCAUUGCCCGAACUGAUGCUGAGGAGCAGCAACGCAAUACCCUCAGUGGUCUGGAACUGCAAGAUUCUGACAACAAGCUGAGCAAGGAGCUAGACCAAAAGCUUGGGAAACGGUUCGGAUGGAUCAAGCUGGAGACUGUCUACCAGGUUGUAGUGAAGAAAGAUGCAGUGGAACGUGGGCUGGUCCACCAACAAAUCAUGCCCAAAGACAUGGGCGCACGAACUACUGGUAGAGGAGAGGGGAAGAAAUAG